AAAACAUUUCUAAGUGAUACUUCAAGUGACAAUAACGCUUUGAGCUGCAAACUUUUCAAGCAAUUUUAACUGAAAAUGAAAUUCUCAAUUGUUGUUCUGUUAGCAAUGGUUGCAGUUAUUUCUGCUGCACCAGCUCCAAAGCCGAACGUAGUUGCUGCUGUUCCAUCAGUUUACAGCCCAUACUAUGCAACACCUUAUAGCUACUCAAAUUAUUACAGCUAUCCAUCAGUUUACAGUCCAUACUACAGCGGCUUGGAUAUUAUGCCGUUUGCAAGUAAUCGCUUUAAAGUGUACGGGUCAACUUACCGGGUUUGGGCUGGUACAAAGCUCGUUAUCGUUACAACUGAUCCAAGAUAUUUCGAGAUUGUGUUAUCAAGUCAAAAACAUUUAACCAAAAAUAAUAUGUAUGACUUUUUGGUUGAUUGGCUUGGUACGGGUCUUCUCAUCUCAACUGGCCAAAAAUGGUUCACUCGACGCAAGAUUAUCACACCAACUUUCCACUUUAAAAUUUUACAACAAUUUAUUGACGUUUUCAAUCAACAAGAUCAAGUGUUCGUUGAUAAAAUUCUGGGUAGAAAAUGUGAAAAACCUUUUGAUGUUUACAAUGAUGUUACUUUGAUGUCGCUUGAUAUUAUCAGUCAAACAGCAAUGGGAGUUGAAGUUAAUGCUCAACAUAAUGAAGAUUCAGAAUAUGUCAAAGCUGUUAAAGAGAUAUGUUACAUUAUUUCAUCGAGAAUGAUGAACUUUUGGCAACGAAAUAAAUUUAUCUUCAGUCUAACAAAUGCUAAGAAACGACAUGAUCGUCAUUUAAAAACGCUACACUCAUUCACUAAUGAUAUCGUUGAGAAACGUCGAAAACAAAUUCUCGAAGAUGCUGAAAGUGAAAUAAAAAUUAAUUACACGGACGAUGAUUCAAUAGGAAUUAAGAAAAAGUUGGCAUUACUUGAUGUUUUGUUGCAUGCUUCAGUGGAUGGAAAACCUUUGACCAAUGCGGAAAUUGCUGAGGAAGUAGACACUUUUAUGUUUGAAGGUCACGACACUGUAACUUCAGCUAUAACUUUCGGUCUUUAUCUUCUUUCACAAAACCCCGAAGCACAAGAAAAAAUCUUCGAAGAAGUUUCGAGAAUUGUUGGUGAUGAUUUGAGUGUUCAUCCAACAUACAAUCAGCUUCAAGAGAUGAAAUAUAUUGAAUGUUGUAUUAAAGAGAUGCUCCGAAUAUAUCCACCAGUUCCAAUUUAUGGGAGAUUACUUGAUGAAGACCUUGAAGUUGAUGGAAAAAUUUUGCCCGCAGGCAGUAACCUAAACCUUAUGAUUUUCAACAUCAAUAUGGAUCCGAAGUAUUUCAAAAAUCCUGAGGCUUUCAUUCCCGAAAGAUUUAAUGAAACAAGUGAACGAAAUGAAAAUCCUUUUGUUUAUGUUCCAUUUAGUGCCGGGCCAAGAAAUUGUAUUGGACAAAAAUUUGCCAUGCUUGAAUUGAAAUGUGCAUUUUGCAAUAUUGUCAGAAACUUUAAGUUGCUCCCAAGUAAAAUUGAACCAAAAUUGUUGGUGCAACUCACAUUGAAAUCAUCAAAUGGAAUUCACCCCAGUAUAAACUUUCAAUCAGUUGACCGAAUAAAUUCAAUUAGUGCGAAUCGUGUCGUAAUGGAUCUUUUAACUUUUCUCUUUGUACUGUUUUUGAUUUUCUCAGGAUGGUUUUAUAAAAAAUAUUCGGAAACUUAUACGCUAGCGAGGAAGCUUCCAGGCCCAAAAGGAUGGCCAAUUCUCGGUAACGCUUUGAUGUUUAUCGGGCUGUCACCGCCAGAGCUUCUAAAACUCUUGGAGACUUUUCCGAAGAAAUACGGACGAACUGUAAGAUUCUUGAUAGGCCCACAACUUCAAGUUCUCUUUACUGACCCGAAAGAUUGCGAAACAAUUCUCGGAAGUCAAAAGUUAAUCGAUAAAUCAGAUGAAUAUGAUUUCAUAGCUGAAUGGCUUGGCACUGGACUUUUAAUCUCCAACGGUCAAAAAUGGUUUACCAGGAGAAAGGUUAUCACGCCUACAUUUCAUUUCAAAAUCCUCGAACAAUUUGUUGAGGUUUUUGACAAACACAGUGCAAUUUUUGUACAAGAGUUGUCGAAGUGUAAAGGUCGUGCAAUCGAUGUUUUUCCGUUUGUAACUUUAGCUGCUCUUGAUGUGGUUUGUGAAACUGCUAUGGGAGUUGAAGUGAAUGCACAACUGAAUUCAGAUUCCGUUUAUGUAAAAGCUGUGAAAGAGAUUAGUAUGAUCUUAUCAACACGAAACUUUAAUGUUUUCUUGAGAAACAAUUUCCUGUUUAAACUCUCAUCGUUAGGGAAAAGACAAAAAGAAGUUUUGUCAAUUCUUCAUAACUUCACUGACAGUGUUAUUAUAGCAAGACGAGAAGAGUUAGCGAAUAAAUCAAAGAAAGGUAUCAAUGAAGACCCCAUUGAUGAUGAAAUUGGCAGUAAAAAGAAACUCGCUUUACUUGAUGUACUUUUACAAUCGACAAUUAAUGGAGAACCUCUAAGCAAUAUGGAUAUUCGUGAAGAAGUCGACACGUUCAUGUUUGAAGGACACGACACAACGACAAGUGGAAUUGCAUUCUGUUUGUAUUGCAUUGCGAAUAAUCCUGAAGUACAGCGUAAAGCUUUUGAAGAGAUUAGAAAUGUCAUUGGCGAUGAUGUGACCAAACCAACAACUCAGAAAGAUCUAAACAACCUUCACUAUUUAGAGUUGGUUAUUAAGGAAACUUUGCGGCUUUAUCCUUCGGUUCCCUUUUAUGGAAGGAAAAUGCAUGAAACGGUUGAAAUAAAUGGGAAAUUUAUUCCAAAAGGAACCAAUGUUGGUAUUGGCCCUUAUUUCAUGGGACGUGAUGAAACCUUGUGGAAAGAUCCUUUGAAGUUCGAUCCAGAAAGAUUCAGUAUAGAGAAUUUGAACGCACAUCCUUACGCUCAUGUUCCGUUUAGUGCUGGUCCAAGAAAUUGUAUUGGUCAGAAAUUUGCAAUGUUGGAAAUGAAAAGCGCAAUAUCGAAGACGUUGAGAAAUUUUGAGUUUUCAGUAGCCCCUGGAUAUGAACCAAAAUUUGAUAACUUUGUUGAGCAAUAUAAACAUUUUCCGAUGGAUCCUGUAUUGCCUUUUUUUGGCCAAAGUUUACCUUACGCUUUAGUGGCUCCUUCAGAAGCAUUUUUAUUGGGUGUAGAGUCUAUUAAAAGACAUGGAGGUAGUGCUUUAUUAAUUAUGGGAUUUAAUGCAAAACUAUUCAUAAGUCACCCAAAGGACGUCGAAGCACUUUUGACAAGUCGAAAACUGAUUACAAAAUCAGACUUUUAUGACCAUUUAUCCGGUUGGCUGGGCAAUGGGUUACUCUUGUCGUAUGGCGAGAAAUGGACAAAACGAAGAAAAAUGCUAACACCUGCAUUUCAUUUCAAAAUAUUGGAUGAGUUUGUGGAGACUUUCAAUAAAAGCAGUGAAAUACUUGUAAAAAUUUUAAAAGAAAAUGAAAACCAAACAGUUGAUAUAUUUCCGAAAUUAGCCGCAUGUGCUUUGGAUGUGAUAUGUGAAACUUCAAUGGGAGUUGAAAUUCACGCGCAAAUGAAUUCUGAAUCGAAAUAUGUGAGAGCAGUUAAUGAAAUGGGAGAAAUUGUAGCUACAAAGUUUUUUAGUGUUUUACAUCAAAAUAAAUGGUUUCAUCGACUGACACCUUUAUACGUGAGAGAAAGAAAAUGCCUUAAAAUUCUUCAUGAUUUCACUGACAAUGUAAUCAUUGCAAGAAGAAAAGAGUUGCUUUGUAAUACUCCGAAUGUCUCUGACGCUCUUGAAGGUGUCAUAGAAAAUAAAAGAAAGUUUGUUUUACUUGAUGUUCUGCUACAAGCUUCCGUUGAUGACAAACCUUUAACCAAUUUGGACAUUCGAGAGGAAGUUGACACAUUCAUGUUUGGAGGACAUGAUACAACAACGAGUGGGAUGUCUUUCUGUUUGUAUUGCUUGGCCAAAUAUCCUAAAGUUCAAGAAAAAGUUUUUAUGGAAAUAAGAAAUGUUUUUGGCGAUGAUCCCGAUAAGAAUGUAACACUCAAUGAUUUGAAAAACCUGAAUUACCUGGAAUUGGUUAUUAAAGAAUCAUUUCGGAUUUAUCCGCCAGUCCCAAUUUACGGAAGGAGAGUUCUUGAAGAUGUGGACUUAAACGGAAAACUUAUUCCAAAAGGUACAAACGUUAUUAUAUCCACUUCUGUCAUGGGACAAAUGGAAGCGUUUUGGGAAAACCCAGAAGAGUUUAUACCGGAAAGGUUUCACGUCGACAAGGCAAAAAAUUUUAAUCCAUUUGCCUAUGUUCCGUUUAGUGCCGGUUCUAGAAAUUGUAUUGGUCAGAAAUUUGCUAUGCUUGAAAUGAAGACUGUAAUUUCUAAAAUACUACGUCAUUAUAAACUAUCAGUUGCAAACGAUUUCAAACCAGUUCUUUUAGCGGAGCUUGUUUUGAGAUCUGAAAAUGGCAUUCUAUUGAAUAUUCAGAAACGAAAGGAUAGAAAUGAAUGA
Molecule: messenger RNA, 4527 nt
Organism: Clunio marinus
Lineage: Eukaryota; Metazoa; Arthropoda; Insecta; Diptera; Chironomidae
Source: the annotation of a GenBank genome assembly